AACAGACAGCACAUGACACACUCUCACAGUCUCACGCGGCACUCGGCAGUCGCAGUCUCGCAGAUCCCCCGAAGGCCGAAGCCCACCACCGGGCUCCACCGCCGCCCGCCGGCCGCCGGCCGGCCUCGCUCGCGAUGGCCGCCGCAUCCGCCUCCCUCUCCCACCUCCUCCUAACGCCCAGACGCAGAGCGCAUCCAAACCCCUCGCAUCAUCCCUCCCGCCCCAUCACCACCGCGCUGCCCCGCCGCAGGCGCCCCGCCCCCGCGAUCUCGGCCGCCGCAUCCGACCUCCUCUCCCCCGCGCCCUCCCUCAAGUCCCGCCUCGCCACCGGGGACACCCUCUACGGCCUCUUCCUCCUCUCCUUCUCGCCCACCCUCGCCGAGCUCGCCGCCCUCGCCGGCUACGACUACGUCGUCGUCGACAUGGAGCACGGGCCGGGCGGGAUCCCCGAGGCCCUCGCCUGCCUCCGCGCGCUCGACGCCGCGCGGACCCCCGCCGUUCUCCGCCUCCCGGAGGCCAGCGCCGUCUGGGCCAAGAAGGCGCUCGACCUCGGCCCCGCGGGCCUCAUGCUUCCCGCCGUCGAGUCCCCCGCCGCCGCCGCCGAGGCCGUCUCACACUGCCGCUACCCGCCGCGCGGCGUCUGCGGCGCCGCGCACCCCAUCGUCCGCGCCUCCGCCUACGGCCUGGAUGACUCCUACCUCUCCCGCUGCGAGGAUGACACGCUCAUCAUCUGCCAGGUCGAGACCGCCGCCGGGAUCGCGGAGGUCGACGCCAUCGCCGCCGUCGACGGCGUGGACGUCGUGCAGAUGGGCCCGCUCGACCUGUCGGCCAGCAUGGGCUAUCUCUGGGACCCCGGGAACAGGAAGGUGCGGGCGGCGCUGAGGGAGGCCGAGAGGAAGGUGCUAGAGGCCAGGAAGAAGAAGGUGGCAGUCGCCACGGAUGGCAAUGCUGCUUACUUGGGUGGGUUUGCAAUGCAGAAUGACCCGCCCGAGCAGCUCAAGCUCAGGGGUUACCAUAUGGUGGCUGGCGCUGCGGACAUUGGGAUGUUCCGGAAGGCGGCAUUGGAUGAUGUCAAGCGGUUCCGGGAGGCAGUGAUGGAGAUCGGCGAGGAGGGUGAUGAGGAGGAAGAGAACGAAGAGAAGGAAAAUGAUGGGUACUGGAGUGAGUGAGCAGAGCAGAACAAAGCUGAGCUGAAAGCAUUGCAGGAAACUCGUUAUGGUGUUUCUAUCUGGUGAUGUUAUCUCUGUUCUGAAUUCAGGGUUUAAGCGAUCUUAGGGAGCCUCGGCAUCUCCGGAUUUAGAUGUAGUUUUCUUUAGUUCUUCAUUUGAAUUUCAGGCGAACAGUCUGUUUGGGCAUCCUAGUCUUCCCAUUUGUAGGAUGGAACUUGGAACUGAUGGCUACCAAUAAACAGCUGAAUUUUGCAGAUUUGCUGUUGCCUUUUUUUUUUGUUCUUCCAUUUUCUGCACAUCCAGAGAAGGCUGGAUCUUUUUAGCCGAACGUUUGAAAUUGUAUCAAGGGAUGAGAACCGCAGAGGUAAGUAUUUUCUAGAUUGUUGGUGUGGUGGGGCCAGGGCAAGCCACACGCCCAGAAUCCAGAUUGUCAAUCUCACCUCUUGCUCAACCUCCACCACUAGUUCAGAUAUGCGCCGAUCCAAAACCACUGGGUCCUUUGGACAUUUCUGCUUCCAAAAAGAAUCUCUUUCCAGUAACGGGAUGCAGCCUAGACUUAGAAGAAGCUAAGCCGUCUUUUAAUUCUCUCGGGUCCUCCAAAGCUGUUUUUCCUCCUUUCUCUCAUGCCCACAAUGCUGGCAGCCAUCUCUUUACGGAAUCUUGCUUGCUCAUCAAGGUUAUCAUCCUGUUCAGAAUUCACAUCUGGCAAUUCCUGGCGUCCCAUAGAGGCUGCAAAACUCCACCGGACAUGUUCUGUGAGCUCGAUUCAUAUAAGCUGUGCUGCUACUAAGCCUGCAAAGACUCCUGCUGAAGUAGAGUGGAAAGUUAAGCGGCAACUCCUAGCAGAAAAGCGGGUAACUUGCAUCACUUUACCAUGUUAUUAUCUUUAAGUUUGUUAUGAAAUACUUAACCUAUGUUUUAAAAGAAAUAGAUUAUAUAUGAAAUAGGCGCUGUUUUGUAAUUUAUUGGAACUUAUCUACCUUGUUCUGUUCAUCUGUUGAUUCAUUUGUUAGUUCACUGUUGGCUCGUGGUGAGUCUUCUAUGCUUAGCACUUCACAUUUAUACUGGUGGUGGUGUUGCUUAUUUUUGCAGGUACGCAGUGUUGAUGUGAAGGAAGCAUUGCGCCUUCAAAAGGAGAAUAACUUUGUGAUUCUUGAUGUCAGACCAGAAGCAGAGUUUAAAGAGGUAUCCUGUAGUCAGUAUUUCUAGUUCUUAUGCCACAAUUUCAGCUCUGAGGUUUAGGGCUAUAACAUCAUUGCAUUGCCACAUAGUACAGCCACUUCUACCAUUUUCUUAGGCCAAAAUGUGAUCUUUAGGGAAAUUGAUUUGUAUCAGAGGUCACAUACUGGAUAGAUAGUACUACCUGCUAACUGAAUAUAGGUUCUGCCAAUGUGAAGUUUGUUCCUGUAUACUUCGUGCUGCUUCAAGGCAUAGAGCUCGAAGUUCAUUGCCUAAGGAUCAAUAAAUUUGAAGCAGUGGAUACAUUUUAUGCAUUUUAUUCUUAUGCAGGCUCAUCCACCUGGCGCCAUCAAUGUACAAAUAUACAGAUUAAUAAAGGAAUGGACGGCAUGGGAUAUUGCAAGGCGUGCAGCAUUUGCGUUCUUUGGCAUAUUUGCUGGAACAGAAGAGAAUCCUGAGUUCAUACAAAGUGUUGACACGAAAAUUGGUAAAGAUGCGAAGAUAAUUGUGGCAUGUUCUACAGGAGGGACACUAAAGCCUACACAAAAUUUUCCUGAUGGAAAGCAAUCUCGAUCUCUGAUAGCGGCUUACCUGCUGGUCCUAAAUGGCUACAAAAAUGUGUACCAUCUGGAAGGAGGGCUUUACACAUGGUUCAAGGAAGGCCUACCAGCUGUUGAAGGAGAAGAAUAAGCAAGAGAGACCUAUUUCUUGUUACGACAUUGUUGUUCACAUGCUGGAGUUGUGAGUUGUAAUCAUGCGCUUCACAGGAUCUCAGAUCGUUUCUCCCCAUUGAGAUGUCUCAUAUCGCCUUGGUUGCCCAACGUGUCGGUGUAUGUUGCUUGGGCAUGACAGUAUGAUGACUAUUAGCUUUAACCAAUAAAAGUGAGCAGAAGCAUAGUUCCUUUUGGAUCUCGA
Molecule: messenger RNA, 3263 nt
Organism: Panicum virgatum (switchgrass)
Lineage: Eukaryota; Viridiplantae; Streptophyta; Magnoliopsida; Poales; Poaceae
Product: 2-keto-3-deoxy-L-rhamnonate aldolase-like
Exons: 4
Coding region: 135-1169 (344 amino acids)
Cellular component (GO): cytoplasm
Molecular function (GO): aldehyde-lyase activity
Source: RefSeq, a predicted model, not a curated record